Molecule: messenger RNA, 506 nt
Organism: Medicago truncatula (barrel medic)
Lineage: Eukaryota; Viridiplantae; Streptophyta; Magnoliopsida; Fabales; Fabaceae
Product: auxin-induced protein 15A
Exons: 1
Coding region: 57-335 (92 amino acids)
Biological process (GO): response to auxin
Source: RefSeq, a predicted model, not a curated record
UUUUUGAGAUAUUUACUUUGUUGAGUUUGUUCUUCUCUCUCAAACAAUCACCAAAAAUGGGUUUCCGUUUAAAUGUUAUUCGACGGGCAUCAUUCACAGCUAGCCAAGCAGCUCUAAAAUCAGCAGAAGUUCCAAAGGGCUAUGUUGCAGUGUAUGUUGGAGAGAAACAGAAGCGGUUUGUUGUCCCAAUAUCAUACUUGAACCAACCAUUGUUUCAAGAAUUGCUACAUCAAGCGGAAGAAGAAUUUGGAUAUGAUCAUCCCAUGGGUGGCCUCACCAUUCCUUGCUCCGAAGAUGUGUUCCAACAUAUAACUUCUUGCUUGAAUGGGCUAUGAUUCUUACACUGUAACAUACUGAUAUACGCUAGAUUAGCUGAGACAUUUUUCAAAUAGGCAUUUAUUCGACUUGUGAAGUUGUAAAUUUAUGACACUUUUCAUGAGAAAUGGAGAAAUAUUACCAUCUGAAUAUCAAAUUCAAAAAUAUACUGUCCUCUUUUUCCUUAUUUA